Messenger RNA from Panicum hallii, 915 nucleotides. Its product is annotated as protein C2-DOMAIN ABA-RELATED 8-like. The record is from RefSeq and is a predicted model, not a curated record. The transcript has 3 exons. Bases 134 to 649 code for a protein of 171 amino acids. Lineage: Eukaryota; Viridiplantae; Streptophyta; Magnoliopsida; Poales; Poaceae.
GGCCGCCUGCCGUUGGCCGCAUCCACCGGUGACCAAGACCCAUACCCCCUCCCCAGUGUCGGAGCCUCCGCCCCGCAUCGACUUGUCCCCCCAUUCCUCAGCUCCCACUCGCCACCGGACCAAGCGCGAGCGGAUGGCGUCGGCGUCCAAGGAGGAGGUGAUCGGGAAGCUCAACGUCCGCGUGCUGCGGGGCAACAACCUGAUCAUCGCCGAUCCGCUCACCCACACCAGCGACCCCUACGUCGUUCUCCAGUACGGCGCCCAGAAGGUGAAGACUAGUGUCCAGAAGAAGAAUCCUAAUCCAGUCUGGAAUGAAGUACUGCAGCUCUCAGUCACAAAUCCUACAAAGCCAGUGCACCUUGAAGUUUUUGAUGAGGAUAAAUUCACAGCAGAUGACAGCAUGGGUGUGGCUGAGAUCAACAUAACUGACAUAUACGAUGCUGCAAAGUUGGAUCUGAGCCAUGCCACUAAUGGAACCAGGAUCAAGACAAUCUAUCCAGUCGGUGUAAACUACCUUGGCGGUGAGAGCCAUGUUCAGUGGAAGGAUGGCAAGGUUGUCCAGGACUUGAUUCUGAAGCUGAAGAAGGUCGAGAGUGGCCUGAUCGUGGUUCAGCUUGAGUGGGUUCAUGUUCCUGGUGUCAAGCUGUGAGCCACGUCCAAAUGAGGGCUGCGAUCCCUGCUUUGAUGGAGCUGCAGUUGUACCUGGUCCCUGGUUUGAGUGUGUCAUUGCGGUGUAUGAGUGAUGUGUGUUAGUUUGAGUGUGAUGUUUUAUUUGAGGUACUUCCUGGUGACAUGAUGUGUGGGUGUGAAGUCUGUGGUUCACGAAUAAGAAACGCCCUGUCUAUGUCAAGUGGAGUGAGAUGUAAAUUAAGAACUUAGCACUGAAUAGAAGCGAUUUGGGCGUUAAUUGCUUUC